Messenger RNA from Stegostoma tigrinum, 9039 nucleotides. RefSeq names its product chondroitin sulfate proteoglycan 4-like. Bases 173 to 7240 code for a protein of 2355 amino acids. Lineage: Eukaryota; Metazoa; Chordata; Chondrichthyes; Orectolobiformes; Stegostomatidae. The record is from RefSeq and is a predicted model, not a curated record. The transcript is spliced from 10 exons.
CAGCGCUUUUUUAAAAAAAAUCCUGGGACUGUAAUGUGAGAGAGCCUCUGUGUGAAAGGUUGGUCUCUGAAACAGCGAGUUAGUCACUCCCACUAUAUACAUACAGACUGCCGAAGGGGGAAAAAACUUUUCUGACUGUGUUGGAAAGUGCAUGAGUGCAUAAGAGAGACAGAUGGCUUCGAAGAGAGAAUCCGUUUUGGUUGCUACAUCUCCAAUUCUGCAUUUUUUAACUGUUCUACUUUCAGAUAUUGCAUUAACUUCUGGAGUGUCUUUCUUUGGAGACAGUUACAUGGAGGUGAGGGAACUUGGGGCUUUUACCUCCAGCAGACUCUCCAUGACGUUUCUGACCAGUAAACAAAAUGGACUUCUCUUCCUAGCUUCAGGUCAAAGUGACUACCUGCUGAUGGAGUUGUAUGCUGGAGUAUUGCAGGUGAAAUUAGAACUUGGAUCUGGAGAGGUUAUAUUGCAUUCUCAGACUGGCCUGAAACUUAACAAUCUUGUCUGGCAUGAUGUUUAUCUUGUGCACGAGAACAAGACCCUAAGUUUGACUGUAGAUGAACUCUUCACAACUUCGGUGCAAGUGCUUGGCCAUCUCAAUAAGUUGAAUGUCAACAAUGGGCUGUAUGUGGGUGGACCUGGGGACGCAGAGAUCCCUUACCUCUCGAGGGAAUCCACUCAUUUCAGAGGCUGUAUUUCCAAGGCUGUGUUCAAUGAUUAUGACAUCUUAUUCUCACUUGCAACACAUCCCAGAUAUAGAACUGUUUACGAAAUAGAGGAUGGAUGUAGCAAUGUAAUUAUAGCAGGGGAUGAUUAUCCCAGCAACUUUCUUGGACCAAAAUCUUACAUUUCCUUUUCGAGUUGGAGUUCAAGAGAGGAGGGAACAUUUGAGUGCUUUCUGAAAACAACAAUUCUACAAGCUCCAUUGCUGUAUCAUGCAGGAUGGCAGACAGAUUUUAUUGUCUUAGAAAUUACUGAUGGUCAUCUCCGUGUUUUACUUGACAACAGAGGUGGAAUUGUUGUAUUUGAUAAUACUCGUUUUGUUAGUGAUGGGAGAUGGCACAAUGUUAAAAUGUUAUUUAAUGUGAACUUUAUAGAGGUUACAGUAGAUGAUGAAUUAUCUCAAAAACAACUGAUUGACACUAAGAAGAUACAUUUGGAUCUCCAAGGACACUUGUUCAUUGGUGGAAUAGACAACAAAACCACUUUUGAAUUAAUUAAACGUGGACUGUCAAAUGGGUUGAUGGAAGGAACAAUAUCUGGCUCCUUCAUUGGUUGCAUUCGAAAUAUGCGGGUCAACUUAGAAAAGAAAGGUUUGGUAGAUGCGCUAGUCACCAAGGGUAUUAGUACUGUAUGUGAGGAUGAAGAGAGUGAAGGGCUGGAGAAAAGUAAGAAUAAACUGGAGGAUAAAGUUUCAGCCACACCAACUCCAAGUUUUCAUGAGCUCCUAACCACCAAUGCACCUUGUAUGCUCAAUAAGAACAUGUCUAAAAUCUUCAGUAAUUUUACUAGCUUACUGAAUCUGACACCUUUAAUUGUAAAAGAAGCAGGAAGGUCCACCUUGGAGCUCAUCCAUAUUCAUCCCACUAUUGAUUUGAGCAGAAUUGGGGUGAGAAAUUCUCAAGUAGUUUUCAAAAUAAUUCAAGAAGCAAGAUAUGGUUCCUUGGAACUGAAUAUUCCAGGUGCAAAGAGUAGGAAAGCCUUCACCCUUUUAGAUGUAAUCCACCAUCAUAUAACAUAUAAACAUGAUGGAUCUGAAGGGUCACUUGACCAGUUAAAAUUUGAAGUAUCUGUUCAUAGUAAAAAAGAGAUCCCCAACUGUUUAAAACAGGGUCAACGUUACACGUUUAGUAUAAAGAUAAUCUCUGUCAAUGACCCACCAGAAUUAACCUUGCCAAAUGGAAAUGUUAUGACAAUUCUUAAAAAUACUUGGAAAACCCUUGGUCCAGAUGUCAUUCAUAUUGUAGAUGUUGACAAUGUUUGUUCUGAGUUAAGAAUUAUAAUAGUUAAUAGAAAAGAUCCAGGUUUUGUGGAAGAUGUAAGAAGCCCUGGCCAGAGACUUAGAGAAUUUUCAUGUCAAGAUUUGAAACUGGGAAAUAUUCGUUAUGUUAAUACUGGGGCCAAAGUUUCUGAAUUAUUCCUUCAGGUCACUGAUGGGGAACAAAUAAGUGACCCAACUCCUUUGAGAAUAGUGGCCUUAAAACCUGAUGUGCAAGUGGGAAAUAAUACAGGUUUAAUUCUUUCACAAGGAGGUGUCAAUCUAAUCACCAUCAGCAAUCUGUCUGUAGAGACAAAUGCAGUCAAGCAGAAGGUGGAUAUUUUAUAUAACAUUACUGAGCCAUUAUAUUAUGGGGAGGUACAGAAAUUUGAUGACAAUGGGAAAUGGAAACCAGUGAAGACUUUCCAUCAGGAUGAUAUAGAGCAGGGAUAUCUUCGCUACUUCAGCACAGAUCCUGAGUUUCGCAGACAUGAUAUAACUGAAAAACUUAAGUUUUCAGUGACAGUUGGACAGCAAAUCUUUGAAAAUAAUGUUUUUUUAAUUAAAAUAAAGAGAGCUAAAAUAACACUGGUGAAGAUAUCUCCAAAUGAGUUAAAUAAUGUUAGACGAGGAAAGAUUACACAAAAUGAACUGGAAGCUGCAAUAGAAGGCCACACGAUCCCUUCUGAUCUAUUCAGGUAUGUCAUUUUAAAGUCUCCAGAUAAAGGAAAGCUGCAAGUUCUGGACAAGGAGCUACAAGUUGGAUCGACCUUCACUCAAGAGGAUUUGAAGCAAAUAGGUCUCACUUAUGAAGCAACAGUUAGAAAUUCUGAGGAAACCCAAGACAGCUUCCAGUUUCAGGUUUUUGUUGGAGACCAGCACUCACCUGUAUAUACUUAUCCAAUAUUGAUUGGCAUUGAUCCAGAGGUACCAAUUUUGAUGAGUAAGCCACUGGUUGUGACAGAAGGAGGCACACAAACAAUCACCAAAGAUCAACUUUUCACCAUAGGUCACAGCACUACUGCUUUUGUGUACAAUGUCAGCCAGGGUCCUCAGCAUGGGAAACUGAUCAUGCAGCCGGACCAUGAAAAAUCCAUCACAAUCUUUACCAAUGAUGACAUUCUCCAAGAGCAGUUGAUGUAUAAGCAUGAUGACUCUGAAACUUUAGAAGACAAAAUUGUUUUUGUUGUUUCGGAACAGUCUGAAGAUGAUGACCCUGAGGUAGUUGUGGUUCUUGGAACAUUGAGUAUUUAUAUAAGACCAGUAAAUGAUCAGCCACCAAUUCGAGUGGUGAACAAGACAUUUAACGUGACAUUAAAUGGGCAACACUUGCUAACCACAGCUGAACUUCGUUUUCAUGAUGCAGACUCGGAUUUUGAUGAUUCCCAAUUGAUUUAUACCAAAUGGGGUAUCUCCAAUGGUAACAUUGUUUCUGCAGAUGACACUGCUCAUGAACUUUCCCGUUUCAGUCAGGAAGAUAUGGAGAAGAAACAAGUGUUGUUUAAACAUUACGGAGCUCAACGAGGAACUUUCCAGUUACAAGUGUCUGAUGGUGUGCAUCAAACUAGGACAAUCCUGGAAGUUCAUGCAUUAGAUCCAUAUCUGAGAAUAGUCAAUAAUUCCAUAUUCUUGGUUCACCAAGGAGAAGAGUUGCCUAUCCUUGGCCAUUUCCUUGGUGUGGAGUCCAACAUGGACAUUUGGCGUGAAGAAGAAAUAGUAUACCAGAUAACAUUUCCACCGAGUCACGGAGAAAUUCUAGUAAAUGGUAAACUGGAUCAUUCUUUCUCGCAGAAAGAUAUAAAUGAUGGCCGAGUGGUGUAUCGCCAUGACAACAGCCAGCGUUCAAGAGACUUUUUUAAAUUUAUGGUUGAAGUGAAAGAGAUCAAGACAAAGGGAGCUUUUCCCAUUUUGAUCUUCUUGGAGCAUCAUCAAUACCCACCAAUUGUAGUACACAAUAAAAAGAUCUUUGUAAACCAAGGGGGAGCAAAGAAAAUUUGGCGAGAUCAACUUCUUGUUUCUCACAAUGAUAGUGUUCCUUCAGAUUUAAUCUACUCUGUGAAAACUGCUCCUGUGCAUGGCCAGCUGGUCAUGGUUACUGAGAGCCAACCGACUGGCCAACAGAAACCCCUCAAGUCAUUUUCCCAAGAUGAUAUAAAUAAAGGCAGAGUUCAAUACCUUAAUUCCAGAUUCAGCCCUCAGGGCGAUGCAUUUGUUCUUGAUGUGACCAAUGGAUUUAAGACGGUGGAUGGAUUAACAGUGCUGGUGGAACUCAUCCCUGAUGUAAUUUUCUUGGUGACACAGAAUAUCUCUUUGAAAGAAGGUGAUGCACAAGCCCUCACUGGAGAUAUUCUAAAUGUUUCCAAUUAUCUUACUUCUUCAAAUUUCGAAUUUUACAUUACUAAAACUCCUAAACAUGGUAGAAUUGGACGACAAAGACUUGCUGAAGAAAGUAUUUCGUCUUUUACUAUGCAAGAGGUCAAAGAAGAAGCAGUGUUUUAUUUUCAUGAUAACAGUGAAACAUUAGUGGACAGCUUUACUGUGAUUGCCAAUAUUUCUGAGAUUGGCAGACAGAGUGAGCCAAUGUCAGUUAUUGUUACUGUAAUUCCCAUUAACGAUGAGGCUCCUGUUGUUACCAUUAACACUGAGCUGAAGAUGUGGGAAUAUGGCAUUGCUGAGAUCUCACAGGAUUUACUGAACAGUGAGGAUCCAGAUACCCCUGCAGAAGAAUUGAUAUAUUCUAUCAAGCCUCCAUCCAAUGGCCAUGUGGCUGUGAAAUCAUCUUUGGAUGACAGCAUUCUGGAAUUUUCCCAGGAACAGAUUAACAAUGGUCAAAUCAUCUUUGUGCAUCACGGAGCAUUGUCUGGAGGAUUCAGAUUUAAUGUGUCUGAUGGAGUGAAUAGUGCAGCUGCACAGCUAUUUACAGUCAGUGCGAGACAUUUGAACAUCCUAAUUGAAACAAAGGAACCUCUCAUCGUUUAUCCAGGAACACGUCAGCCAAUCACAAGUCAGCACCUGAAAGCAAGAACCAGUGAUGACAGCAAAGCAAAUGAUUGGCCGUUGACGUACUCAAUAGUGACUGCUCCAGCCCUGGGACAGCUCAUCAGGUUCGAGGAAGGCAAUGAAAUUGGGAAAGUUUCCAACUUCACUCAGAGAGAUCUGGAAUCUGAAAAUAUUUUCUACCAACAUAAUUGGCCAAAGGAACCCUUUUGGAAAUGUCAGGAUUCAUUCGAGUUCACAGUUUCCUCUCCCCCAGUGGUGACAGAAAGGAAGACCCUUACAUUAUGGAUUUCCUUUGAAAAGCAUAGUCUUCAACAAGGCACUCAGCUGUGGCACAAUAAAGGUCUUGUACUGCCUGAAGGUCAAAGUGCAGCAAUCAAUCAGUCACUGUUAGAUGCUUCAAAUCUUCUGGCUCGUGUCCCAAAAUCUCAGCAGCCUGCCUAUGAUGUGACAUUUGAGGUGACCACACAACCAGUCCAUGGGUUUCUCUCAUUAGCUGAUGUGGGCAAGGUGAAGCAUUUUACACAGUCUGAUUUGCGAGACUCUGCUCUAAAGUAUACACACAGCAAACCAGGGCCUUUAACAGAUAGCUUCACAUUUCAAGUGUGGUUGAAUCCAAGGAGAAAGUCACUUUCACAUUCUGUGGAUGAUGGAUCUCUCAUUGUCCUUUCUGAGUUAUUCAAUAUAACUGUCGUACCAGUGAAGGAUCACUCCCCACAGAUUAUGACUACAGGAAUGACCCUGCAUGUCCUGCAAGGCUCCAGCUUUGUGCUGACUCCAGAUCACAUGAACACAGUUGACUUUGAUAAUUCACCAGAAGAAAUUCUGUACAGUAUUGUCACAGGGCCAAACAAUGGCUUCUUUGUGAAUCAGGUUAACAACACUACGGCCAUCAAACAGUUCACACAGGCGGAUAUCAACGCUGGCAGAGUGUUAUUCAAAGCAGAUGGGCAGUCAGCUUCUAGCAUAUUCCAGUUCAGUGUCUCCGAUGGGAAACAUUCACCAGUUAGUGGGUCUGUCACUGUUGAAGUUACACCAGCGACUCUUCAUUUAGUCCAUAACAAAGAAAUUGUUUUACUGCAGGGCAAUGUGUCUGUGCUGAUAACCAGAGAGGAACUCUUAAUAGACACCCAACAAAAUGAUAUUGUACUCUAUAAAAUAACCCAACAGCCAAGGCAUGGAAAAAUAAUUAUUAACCAGUCUGUUGUGACUGAGUUCUUCCAGAAACAUAUUGAUAAUGGAGAUCUAAAAUACCACAUGAGAGAUUUCUCUGUUUAUCAAGACAGCUUCCAUUUCUCCGCAGUGACCCAUGAGGGCAAUCUAUCAGGUAUUGUGAAUGUUAAAGUGCAGCCUCUUGUAAGAGUGGCAUGGGAUUUGUACUGGCCCAGAGGAACCACUAUUCUGAUUGACACAGAUGUUUUGGAUGCUAGUGAACUGGCCAACAAAACCCACAGCAUUCCUUCUUUCAACAUUAUUCAACAACCCAAAACUGGAAAACUUGUCAAACUGCAUAGGCAGAAUGGAAGUCAAAGUGAUCUGAGGAAUCAGUUUACACAGUCUGACCUAGAAGAUGGUCAUGUGGCAAUGGAAGUUUGGGAUUAUGCUGAGGCUAGCCCUUACCCUGAAAUUGAUAGCUUCCAAUUUCUCCUGAAAGCAGAUGGAGUACCACCUGGCAUAGGCACUUUUGAAUUUAGGGCUGUCCCAUAUAUACCUACUCACCAUUACAAUGCCACAGUGCUUAAAGUUUCCUCCUUGAGUGGGACCACAUUACCAGAUUUCAGCAGCAGCCCCACAAGUCAGAAAGGUGAUAAAAUUGAUAAAUAUUCAUCGACUGUAACCUGGGAUCCCUAUGGAGUUGCCAGAAGAGGCAUUAUACCAACGUCAGACAACGUAAUAACAGAAUCCAGACCAACAGCAAGUAAUGAGAAGGUUCUCACAUCAGCAGGGAAUAAUCUUACAGCGAUUAUCAUUGCUGUCAUUCUAAUCAUUUUGCUGUUUCUGAUUGCUGUUGUAAUCACAAUCUAUCUGACAAAACGCAACAAAACAGGCAAGCAUAAUGUGCAGAUGCCUCCAACAAAAACUAAAAAUGGCGCUGUGGAGAAGGAGACCUUUAGGAAGACCGAUCAUGUUCAAUCUGUUCCUUUAGUGAAUGUCAGGCCACUCAAUGGUGUUGAAACACAAUCCAAUAGUGGGCAUGUUAAUCCUGAUGCCAAACAGUUCUGCAGGACAAGCAAUCCUACUCUGAAAACUAAUCAAUACUGGGUGUGAUCUUUCCAAUGGCUCACCCACUCAUUCCAAUCUAGGAAAGUGCUUCAAGUGAGGUCAAGAUGUAAUCAGACCAUUAUCAGCACGUUAUGUACUGGAGAAAAUAACAUUCCACCGCCUCUCUGUUCUUGCUUCACUACAAGAAAAAUCACAAACCCCUUGGGUUGGAAACCAGUCCCCCACAGGAUGGAACCCUGCCUUAGCUCUCUGAUCAUGAGGAGGGUGGCCAGUGCCUUAUUGGCUCCCAGAGAUGAGUCAUUCCACACCUCCUAUAAUAUUAAAAAAGACUGGUUUAAAAAAAAUGCAUUAGGACAAAAUUUAUUCUGUCUUCACCUGUCCUUAGCUGCAGCCAUGUUGUGGUACUAUCAUUACUGACUCUUGUUGGUAGAGAAAGUCACAAGAAUUUGGAAUUACUGUGGUGAACUGGGGUUGUGUUUGCACCAGACUGCAAUAUUAUUGCAGCUUUUCUUAACAGGCCGAAGGUUAUGUAAUGGGAUGUUGCUGCAGUUCGACAUUGUAAUUAGAAACACAUACAUUUUCUCACAGCCUCACAGUCCCUACAGAAUGUCUGUGCAAUUAACACCAUCUUUUUGACUCAAAACUAUCAAAGCCUGAACAGCUUCUCAGUCAUAUCAGUUCAGAAUACUUUAAGACCAUAAGACCAUAACACAUAGGAGUGGAGGUAAGGCCAUUCAGCCCAUCAAGUCCACUCUGCCAUUUAAGUCAUGGCUGAUGGGCAUUUCAACACCACUUCCCUGCACUCUCCCUGUAGCCCUCGAUUCCUUCUGAGAUCAAGAAUUUGUCGAUCUCUGCCUUGAAGGCAUCCAAUGUCCCGGCCUCCACUGCACUCCGUGGCAAUGAAUUCCACAAACCCACCACUCUCUGGCUGAAGAAAUGUCGUCUCAUUUCAGUUUUAAAUUUACCCCCUCUAAUUUUAAGGCUGUGCCCACGGAUCCUAGUCUCCCCGCCUAACGUAAAGAACUUCCUAGCAUCCACCCCUUCUAAACCAUACAUUUGCAGUGUUAAUCAGGAAUUGGCACUUUUGGAGUCGAUUUUUAAUUGAACUGAUGAUUAUUUAAUUAUUGCGUCUUGUAAAGCACUUAACACACUUCACCCACCCUUCUUUCAAUUGGCUUCCUGAAUUAGACUGCCAUUCAAAUGAAACUAUUGACUACUUUUGCUGACCUCUGUGCCAGACUACAUUAUAUGUGGUCUCUUUUCUUUAAACACUGUCCCUUCCCUUUUCAAAACUAUCUUUUCUCAAAAAGAACAACCAUGUUAUUGAAAGCCAAUGGUACCAGUUCCAAUCAUCCUUUCCUCUUCAAAGUCUUUGAAUCUCUUAUUAUCUGUUUGAAAUUUUCCAACUGACACAGACCGUGCACCUAACAAUACUCUGAGCCCACGUUCAAUACAGUUUUCACCAUACUGAAUAUGUUAAAAUUAACCUGCAUUAAAAAGGAUGCCGCCAAUAAUUCUAAUUCUUUGUAACAAGAGUCUAGAAAACAGCCACAGACAUCAACCAGAAAACCAAAUAAAACGAACAUAACUCUGUAAGAAGGGAUUCUUGAUCUUCCAAGACAUAAAAUUAAGUAGGUGGAUCUCAUCAUUCAGAAUUCCUACUUUGGGUGAAAAUUAAAUCCCAUAUUCCAAUGAAUCCAGUGAGCUAAGCAUCCUGGAAGUUCAUCAACUCUUCUGGAAGCAGACUGGGACCAACAAAGGAAUUUUUGUGUAAAUUCACACCAUUAGUGAACAUGCAAGCCCAAGAUUAUGUAUAAAAUUGGCAAACACAAUGUAAAUUUCUC